Thecamonas trahens ATCC 50062 is the source of this 1269-nucleotide messenger RNA. RefSeq lists its product as uncharacterized. Gene Ontology annotation, molecular function: protein binding. The coding region runs from base 1 to 1269 and encodes 422 amino acids. Lineage: Eukaryota; Apusomonadida; Apusomonadidae. The transcript has 2 exons. The record is from RefSeq and is a predicted model, not a curated record.
AUGGCCGACUUUACACAAACACUGCCCGACGAACUCUGCGUCCACAUUCUCUCCCAUCUCGACGUGGCCUCGCUGGCGGCGGCGGCACAGACGUGCACCAACUGGAACCGCCUGGCAGCGGACAAUAGCCCGUGGCGAGCGGCCACACAUCGCGAGUUUCCGGGCGAUCCGCUGGUUCCUGCGCUUGCGCCGCUGACAGCGGCGGUCGGAUGGCGACACACCUACCGCGAAGUUGCCCGCAUCCGCGCCAACUGGUCGGCCGGCCGCUGCGCGCUGCGGUUCCUCACGGGCCACACCGGCGGGGUGUGGGGCCUGGAUCGCCUCACCGACUCGGGCCUCCUGGUCUCUGUCGGCUUUGACAACGUCGUCCGCCGGUGGGAUCUGCGUGCCAUGGCCGAGGUUGACGUCCUCCGCCGCCUCUCGGCCGGCCCGAAUAACUUUCGUGCCGUCGGCGGCGAUCUGGUUGUCGGCAUCCACGACGGCGCCAUCAACAUCUGGGAUCUGCCGUCUCGCUCGCUGCUGGCUUGCCUCCGCACGCCGUACACUAAUUUGACAGCGAUGCGGGCAUGGCGGGCCAGCUCCGGCCUUCGCAUUGCGCUCGGCACCUCGUCCGGCGAUGUCCGCAUCCUCCAUGUUCCACUUGUCCACGGCACACCCGUGCUCGACGAGGCCGGCACCGCAAACUAUGAGCUCGAGCUAGACGAGACGCCACACGAGGACGCGGUCCGCUCGCUCGCCGUCGCCGACGACGGAUCGGCCAUUGUGUCAGCCGGCAAGGACAUUGCCAUGUUCUCAGUCUCACCGCCGCGGCUCGUCCAGGCUUUUCCCGGCCAUACUCCUCUCUCAGUUUCUGCCGUCACCUUUGACGCUACCACAGUUGUCUCUGGCUCGGGCGAUCGGACGGUGCGGGUUUGGGACGUGGCGAGCGGGCUCGAGCUGGCUGUUCUUGAGGGCCAUACUCGGACUGUGUCAGCUGUUGCCAUGGCCGGGUCGCUCAUCGCCUCUGGCUCCUCCGACGGCACCGUCCGGGUCUGGUCACGGCUCGACGGCACGCUCCUGCACACCCUCACGCUUCCGGAUCCAGCAACCAACUCUGGUCUCGGCAACCCGCUCUCGCUGGCGUUUGACCCGACGUCGAUCGUGGUCGGACUCCGGACCGGCUCGAUUGCCGGCAUCGGCCGUCGGCCGGCGCGACGAGUCGGCCGCGACCGAUGCGCCGGCUAUUGCUUGGGCAAUGGCUCCGAUCAAGGUCCCGACAUGGCUCUUUAG